AUGGCAAGUGAAGCAAUUUUAAAGUAUUUAGUUGACACAAAUCGUCCGUAUUCAUGUGCUGAUGUAACAGUGAACUUGCGUGGUGCGUACACAAAGACAGUCGUACAAAAAACACUGGACGCUUUGGUAGAAAGCGGCAAAAUCCGAUGUAAAUUGUAUGGCAAACAAAAAGUUUACGUUGCUCUACAAGAAGACAAUAAAGAGAAUGACACUGAUGUUGAAGACUAUGACAGUCAGUUAAAAUGUUUGAGCCAAUUGUUAGAAGAAAACAUCAGUAAACUAAAAAGCGUCGAAUCGAAACUGAAAAUUCUUACUUCUGCGCCGACGACCUUGGCUGCUCUUUCUCAAAUAGACCAGGCUAAGCAAAGAAUCAACAGUAUGGAGAUAAAAUUGAACACUUUGAGGAACUCUACUGCGGUGAUAAGUGCUGAUGAGAAGAAACUUAUUUUAGAUCAACAUCAGAAAUUGUUUAAGGAAUAUAGGUAUGGUAACCGGUAAAUUUAUGUCCUCAAUUUUAUGGCACAAUACAUGGAUAAAAGGGAAAUUAUAUUUAGUCCACAUCGAGUGACGCCACGUUAUAGGUAAUAAACGGUUUCAUGUAUUCCUAUGACACGCGGGACGUCACUAAUGUAAUAAAGUUAAUAAAGUGCAUAUUCCAUAUAAUUCUCGUUUUAUUACUUUAACAUGUUUGGAUAGUACAUAUUACCAAUUUAGUGAUUUAUCCUCAAUUAACCAUCAAAUGACACAUCAAAGUAGUAACAUGAAACGAAAUAUCGUCAUAGCAUCGCUAAAAUAUCGUAUCCUGCGGCUAGAGAGUUGGGCGGACGCUCUGCUGGUCCCAUGCUAAUAAUAUACACCUACGUGGCAUGGGCUAAAUUGAUAUAA
Diatraea saccharalis (sugarcane borer) is the source of this 885-nucleotide messenger RNA. The record is from the annotation of a GenBank genome assembly. Lineage: Eukaryota; Metazoa; Arthropoda; Insecta; Lepidoptera; Crambidae.